Messenger RNA from Psilocybe cubensis, 2322 nucleotides. RefSeq lists its product as uncharacterized. Gene Ontology annotation, molecular function: mRNA binding; enzyme activator activity. Gene Ontology annotation, biological process: positive regulation of catalytic activity; deadenylation-independent decapping of nuclear-transcribed mRNA; deadenylation-dependent decapping of nuclear-transcribed mRNA. The record is from RefSeq and is a predicted model, not a curated record. The transcript has 5 exons. Gene Ontology annotation, cellular component: P-body. NCBI's taxonomy places the organism in Eukaryota, Fungi, Basidiomycota, Agaricomycetes, Agaricales, Agrocybaceae. The coding region runs from base 1 to 2322 and encodes 773 amino acids.
AUGGGCCCAACUCGCAAAUUACCCCCGCAAUCCACAACGACAACACAGCAAAUGAACCAACCUCCGUCUUCGUCGUCUACCCCACUCACAACCCAGAUACCGGCGGGCGUCAGUCUGGGCAUGUCCCCAGCCUCAAGAUAUAACCACAACAUCAAGGUCCUACGGAGGCGGGACCCAUCGAUUAUGUCAAUAUUCGACCAGUUCAGCUUCGUCUGCCUUUACCAUCAUGAUGGCGAAAAGUGGCUGAAACACGGUUUUGAGGGCACAAUGUUCUUGUUUGAACGAAACACAUAUCCCCCCUAUGGUCUCUACAUUCUCAACCGCGUCGGUUCUGAAGACUAUAUCCAAGCGAUAUAUCCAGAGGACGAGCUGAUUUCCAGUGGUGCUUUCCUCAUCAUCAAAUCCUUUCCCAAAUUUCUAGCCGCCAGGCUACGCGCUAUCCAGCCUACAGCUACCGGCGAGCCGCAUGAUAGAUUCUCAGACGUCUAUGCCGUACCAGGAGUCGAAAAUAUUCCUUCCAAGGAUAAAGGACCUCCAACCGUUAUCAGUCUGUGGAUGCUUGCCGUCUCGUCUCGCGACACCAUGACGCAAACUAUGCAACGAUUGCAUUCGUAUAUCCGACAGAACAAACCAUAUCCAGAGGAACUACGAUAUGGACCGGGAAAACCGCCACCACCCCACAGCCUGCGGGCAGCCACUCGACCGAAAGCUGGGUCCAACUCGGAAUCAGAGUCCCAGCAAACGUCUCAAUCCGACAGCGAAAACGACAUGGGUAAUCACUCCGACGCACCUUCUGCAACAAGCAAUCGACUUUCGGAGAUCGACCUGCUUUUCCAGAACCUCCAAACACCUUCCUUGCCGCCCACACCCUCGCAUAUACACCAACAACCCUACGAACAACAAUCCACGAAUAUCAGUCUCAAUACCUUAUUCGCUUCAGCUUCCAGUCCAUCCUCGGGAGGAUCUUCUCCUUACGCAACCUCGAACACCGGAAAAUCGCUGCUUAAUACUAUCUUUGCUUCUGCUGGAUCACAGCAACAACAGCAGCAGCCAGCGAUAUACGCUCCUCAGCCAUCAACCUCAGCCCCUCAAGUACUCACACAGGAUGUCUUGUCAAACCUUCUUGGGUUGCCGCCCACCCGAACGGCAUCCGCUGCGUCCUCCUUUAGCACCUCGGCAUCGGCUGUCUCACACCCCAGCUCUCGCGAAGGCGACAACGAAGACGAUGGAGAGAGCGAAUCUCCCGGAGGACUAAUGGAUGAGACGCCAGAAAUGAACCAGCGCAGAGGACUUGGCGGACAGGAGUUGCUCCAGACACUCGGACUCGCACCACCUCGAUUAGGCCAGCACGGGAAAAUCAACGGUGACGUCACUCCCCGCGGCCCAUUCAACAAUGCCCUUCAGCGCCCACAGUUCCCCUCAGCUAUCGAGACCGCGUCCUCGAUAUCGACUGUGCGCGCAGACUCGGCAGUAGCGCAGAGCACUCCUGAGACUGGUGGUUCUGAUGGGAAGCCAAGAGCAAACAGGACUCUCGUGCCUUUUGAGCCUGAUUCAGAACUAUGGCCGUAUUCGCGUGCUCCAGUCGAAGAGUCGUCUGCCUCGGAAGCUGGAGAAGAUGGAGAGAUUGUUGAGCUGAGCUUUGAGGAGACGAGUGUGCUGAGCGAUCCGGCUGCAUUCGACAAGGUGUUGAAGAAUAGGAGGAGCGCGGUCAGUCUGCGAGGGCAAGCCAACGGGCACGGCACUGCUACGUAUCAGAACGGGCACGCGGGCUACGGUGGUGUGGACGAGAGUCCAAAGGGACGCAAGUCAAAGAAAAGCAGGAAGGAGCAGAGAGACGCCAAGGCUAAGGAGGAGUUAGAGAGGAGUUGGGACUUGCCUAUGCCGUCGCCUGCUACGAAUAGGGCGAUAUCUCAUCAGGAUCUCAUGAACCUCCCACCUGCCUCGCCAUCUCCGUGCCCGUCGCCUGAGAACCAGAACUACUCGCAGCACCAACAGAGUAUACCGGAGAUGAAGACGCCUACGAUGAACGCCAAUGUGUUGCUGGGACACGCGAAUGGCCAUGGCUAUAAUAGCAACAUUGCUUCGCCCAACAAGGGCAAAGGCAAGGCCGUGCCUAAUGGACGUGCGAAAGCAAACGGACAUGCAACCCAAGUGGAUGCAGAGGCCGUGAGCGGGAGUCUGCUUGCGGCCGUGGAAGCGCAGCCGAAUCCUAUUGGGAAGAUGGAAAGGAACGAAUUUGUGAAGGAAGUGUUGACUCUCAUACACACUGACAAAUCGUUUGUUGACACUCUCUGGCAAGAGUAUAUGGCACGUCGUGUUUAG